Molecule: messenger RNA, 2605 nt
Organism: Saccostrea cuccullata (small rock oyster)
Lineage: Eukaryota; Metazoa; Mollusca; Bivalvia; Ostreida; Ostreidae
Exons: 3
Coding region: 268-1704 (478 amino acids)
Biological process (GO): DNA integration; DNA recombination
Molecular function (GO): DNA binding
Source: RefSeq, a predicted model, not a curated record
ACCUAUUAUGUAGAUAAUAGCAUUUAUGGCGAUACUUUUCCUGUAAAAAUAGUUGCCCCCUUUUGGAACCCCCGUUGAUUUAACCCUGUGUUGAGCCCCAGGAAAUAUGAGCCAAGCAGAUGGCGCAUUAUCCAAUGAAAAUUAAAUAAAGAGCCACGUGGUUUUGUUAUUAUUGCCAAACAUUGAUUCGAGGACACACGUUUUUAGCCCUUUGGAUUUUAAUUGAUUUUGCAUUUGUAUCCAUUAUUGGACUCUGAAAAUUCAAAGAUGCCAAGAGGCAAUCCAGGUGUAAAGCGCAAGGCGACAACGGAAGCCACAAGAUCUAAAAAGAAAACACCCGUAACAGUAAGAAGUACUCCGUCGGAGGCUCAGGAAAGGGACGUGGACCCACCGAUGACCUUAAAUGCCUUGUCCUCGGCAAUAAACUAUGAGGAACUGGCAAAGCAUAUCGUGAGGGAACAGGACAAAGUGAGAGCAUCCCAGUCCACAGUCUCGGCUGUCGCUCAAGACACAGUGAACUCCACCACAACAAAUAAUGUCAAUCAAACUGCCACGCAAAAUCCAGAAGGAUCUCAGACUCCAACCAACGCAGCUAAAGAAAGUGGUUCCUCAGGUGCGGUCCAGGCCAGCAUACCUACUUCUAAUGCUCAACUCGCCGACGCUUCCAAAUCAACACCUGAAAACUCGGACAAUGUUAACACAAUUUUAGAUGCUAUUUUUAUGCGAGGCUGCCCGGCAGUUGGCACCACAUCUGAUGGAAGAUCAAACACCCAUACCAGACUGUCUGCUGCACAUUUGACCAGUGAGGCACAAUCUCUACUCUCGGCAUCAUUAUCAUCUUCCACACAAGCAGCAUACAGAAGAUCAUGGCAGCUCCUUCAAUCAUUUCAAGCUAAUACAUCAUUACCAUUACAGGUGGCAGAUAUUUGCAACUUCAUUGCUCAUCUGCAUGGCUCCCAUUUUAGUGCAAGUACAAUAUCUUCUCAUAUAUCAGCACUAAGCUAUGUUCACAAGCUGCUUGGUUUACCUGACCCUACACAAAUGUUUAUUGUCAAAAAAAUAUUAAGAGGUUGUCACAAAUUGUCUCACACUGCAGAUUCACGCCUUCCAAUUACUUUAGAUAUUUUAGAACAAAUUAUUAAAGCUCUGCCAAUUACUGUCCCUGUUUUGGACCAUCAUAUCAUGUUAAGAGCCCUUUUCUUACUCUGUUUUCAUGCAUUCCUUAGGAUGGGUGAGGUGACUGUGAAGCAGGGUGCUGCCCACAACAAGGUCAUUCAGGUGCAAGAUAUAACAUUUCAAUUCAAAAGGCAAAAGCCCUGCAGUGUUCAGUUAGUUUUGCGUCACUUUAAAACUCAAAAGAUGAAUGAGCCUAUAAUAAUUUGCUUAGAGAGUUCGGCCAAUUCAGAAAUAUGUCCUGUCAAUGCAUUAUAUGUUUAUCAGUCUCAAUAUUCACAUCGCUCAGGCCCACUUUUUCAGUUUAAAGAUGGCACACCACUUUCAUAUAAUUAUGUUUCCAAGCAACUUGCAGCCUCAGUAAAAUUUACAGGUCUGAAUCCAGCAUUAUACAAAGGUCAUAGUUUCCGAAUUGGAGCUGCAACUUAUGCUGCUCAAAAAGGGUACUCCGAGAAUUAUAUACAGCAACUGGGUCGUUGGAACUCUAAUGCUUUGAAGCGUUAUAUUCGAAUCCCUGCUUUCUCUGUUUGAUAUCCUUGUCCGUAGUUACAUGUACUACCCAAUCUAAUACUUGAUAAUAGGUCAGUGUUUUACUGCUAUCUUACUAAAAAGAAAUAUACUAGCUAGUACAUGUAUGAAAUAAUGAUAUGCACAACUUGCUUGUACAGGACAGUGUAUUACUGCUGCUAGGAAUGUGUCACAUAGCACCAUGCAUGAAUCCCUACCACGGUUUAUUUUUAUUGUUUUUUUUUCCACGCAGGGCAGUGUUUAACUGCUGUAUUCAUCAUUCUAAUGGUCAUGAUUUUUCUGAUAUGAUAAGAAAAUAUUCAGGUCAGUGUUUUACUGCUGUAGUCAUUGUUAUCUACGGUAUAUUCAGUGUCAAAGUAAAUUGAAUGCUACUGGUCAGUGUUUAACUGCUAUAACCACAUUUACCGUGUAAUAUUAUUAUGGUCAAUUUAAAUUUGGUUCCUUAAGGUCAGUGUUUAACUGCUAAAACAACCUAUUGUAGUAAAUUAAAGGUCUCCCAUUAAUGUGCUGGCUCACCAAUUAAUUAAGUACAUUUUUCAAAUUUCAGUUCGCUUUAUCUAUUCUCAAAGUUUAUUAUGUUAAUGAAUUGCAGCUCACCUUGGAUGGCGUGGGAUAUGAUCUGAUGAUCAUAUCUUUGGCCGUAUUUGUCGCCAUCUUUUACUUUUUGUAAGCCGUAUGUAAUUUUUUAUAAAAGUUUAUGUUGUAUCUAAUCAGAACUAAAGUUUUCUUUGUGACCUAUUUUCUAUGGGGGAAAUCAGAACGUAUGUGUUCAUAUCUUGUAAAAUGUAUAUAUUUAUAUGUGCGUGCAAAAUGUUUGUUUUGUUUUUUGCUGAUUUCCCCCCUUGUUUGUAAAACUUAAUUUUUCGUCAUUUACUAUUGAAUAAAUGACAUUUUCAUUCUCACA